This is a messenger RNA of Cavia porcellus (domestic guinea pig), 2567 nucleotides long. It is a transcript of the gene Bub3, whose product is annotated as BUB3 mitotic checkpoint protein. Gene Ontology annotation, cellular component: bub1-bub3 complex; kinetochore; nucleoplasm. Lineage: Eukaryota; Metazoa; Chordata; Mammalia; Rodentia; Caviidae. Gene Ontology annotation, molecular function: ubiquitin binding. Gene Ontology annotation, biological process: mitotic spindle assembly checkpoint signaling. The transcript is spliced from 8 exons. The coding region runs from base 143 to 1123 and encodes 326 amino acids. The record is from RefSeq and is a predicted model, not a curated record.
GGCGUUUGAAACCAACCAAUGGUAAGCCUGUGCUGGAACUUCCUCUUUGCCUCCAUCUCCUAACCGGAGAGUGCUCCGAGGAACUGAGGAGGCGGCGGCGGUAGCUAGAGACAGAGACGUUUGCAUCUGUGGAGAGGCUAAGAUGACAGGUUCCAACGAGUUCAAGUUGAACCAGCCACCCGAGGAUGGCAUCUCCUCUGUGAAGUUCAGCCCCAACACCUCUCAGUUCCUGCUGGUCUCCUCCUGGGACACGUCGGUGCGCCUUUACGAUGUGCCAGCCAACUCCAUGCGGCUCAAGUACCAGCACACUGGCGCGGUCCUGGACUGCGCGUUCUAUGAUCCCACGCAUGCAUGGAGUGGGGGAUUAGACCAUCAGUUGAAAAUGCAUGAUUUGAAUACUGAUCAAGAAAACCUUGUUGGAACUCAUGAUGCCCCUAUUAGAUGUGUUGAAUACUGUCCAGAAGUGAAUGUGAUGGUUACUGGAAGUUGGGAUCAGACAGUUAAACUGUGGGAUCCCAGAACUCCCUGUAAUGCUGGGACCUUCUCUCAGCCUGAAAAGGUGUACACGCUCUCAGUGUCUGGAGACCGGCUGAUUGUGGGCACAGCAGGCCGCAGGGUGUUAGUGUGGGACCUGCGGAACAUGGGCUAUGUGCAGCAGCGCAGGGAGUCCAGCCUGAAAUACCAGACUCGUUGCAUACGAGCGUUUCCAAACAAACAGGGUUAUGUAUUAAGCUCCAUUGAAGGCCGGGUGGCAGUCGAAUACUUGGACCCAAGCCCUGAGGUGCAGAAGAAAAAGUAUGCCUUCAAAUGCCAUAGACUAAAAGAAAAUAAUAUUGAGCAGAUUUACCCAGUCAAUGCCAUUUCCUUUCACAAUAUCCACAAUACAUUUGCCACAGGUGGUUCUGAUGGAUUUGUAAAUAUUUGGGAUCCAUUUAACAAAAAACGACUGUGCCAGUUUCAUCGGUACCCCACCAGCAUCGCAUCGCUUGCCUUCAGCAAUGAUGGAACUACGCUUGCAAUAGCAUCAUCAUACAUGUAUGAAAUGGAUGACACGGAACAUCCUGAAGAUGGUAUCUUCAUUCGCCAAGUGACAGAUGCAGAAACAAAACCCAAGUCCACCUAAUCAUCUCGCGAAAGUGGUUUCUCUAUGGAAAGCUUUGUUUGCUUGCUUCCUACAAGUACAUGCUUAAUCCCCUCCCUAAAGGAUGUAUUAUAGUUAUUAUGGGCCUGUUAUUUAGUUUGUGAAUUUUUCUGUGUUCUGUCUUCCAAGAAAUUUGUAUUCGUAUUCUUUAAUACCUUGCUUAGGGUGAGAAAUCUUUGUACCCUUAUGCAGUAGCUGAAGAAUUUCCCUCCCUCCGCCCAAGGAAGCCCAGUUGUUGUUUAUGAGCAGUUGGGCUCUUUUUGUAGCAUAACCUAAACCUUCUUUUUCCCUGCUGCCUAAUAAAUGAGAAAUCGAGAACCCUUAAAUGUUGGAUGUUUUAAAUGUUGGUAAUUAAUGUAAUUUAUUCAUAAAAUGGCUUCUGUGAAACAAAACUUUUCAUCAUGGGUGCAUUGAAGGUGACAUUUUACCUUUCAAGUCUACUGUGUCUCAAUUAUGUCUACUCUGAUAUAUGUUGAGGAUAUAGUCCUGGAUAAAAUGAUUUGUUGGCGUUCAUCCUCUCCCUUGUGCCCCCUCGGUAGACAGCAGGGGUCUAGAACUAAACUAUAGUUUCCCUCAGGACAGGCCCAGAGUCUGGCAGCCUUGGGGAACCUUUUGGCGUGAUGCUUUCCUAGUGGUGCCAGUGCCAUGGAGCACACUUAGGUCAUGCUUCUCUGUGCUUAUGAAAUCAUUGUCCACAUACAGAGAGCCAAAUGACAGCCUGUUCUGGACUUAUCCAUCAAGUGCUGAAUCAGAAUGAAGCCCUUGGGAUGGUGAAUAAUGUAAUAGCCAGGGACUAACUGAUGGUAUUGGUUCUUUAGAGUGAUUAUAUGCUCUUAAAUGUUACAGCCAUCUUGUUGAGGACACUUUAAAGGCAUUGUAUAACAAAAAAUACAAUAUUGUUAAAAGUGACCAAAUUAAAGCUGUGUUGUGGACUUUUUUUGAAGUUGCAUUGGAGAGCUUUUUUGGGUUUCCACUGGGUGGCCUCUUCUGAAAGCAAAUGCACCUCCCUGUCUCUGCUGUGUACCUGUUUAUGAUUGUAGUUUCCCUGGCAUUUUCAUUGCUAUCCUUUGUUCAUAUUCUUUGUCUUUUCUGUUGAGGUUAUUUUCUCCCUACUGCUACUGUUUCAUAGCAACCUUUCUCCCUGGUUUCCCAGGUGUAGUUACCUUGGCAUUUUCAUUGGUUUUCUUCAUUCACACUCUUUAAGUCUUGCUUCUGUUUAGCUUGUUUUUCUUCCUACUGCUACACUUCCCAUGGACUUCUCAGUGAAUGCUGCAGCCUCCAGCCCAAGUCUUCUGUCUUAUAAAGGAGUGAUUUUCCAGUGUUUUUAUUUGUAAUCCAAGUAGGAAAUAAGUUACGAACCACAGUCCAGAACACAAGUUAAUAUACUGUGUGUAACAAAUACAAAUAAAUGGUUCAUAAAACAUUA